AUGCCGCCUGCUGGGGUCUCAUUGGGCAACCUGGCCUACGGACUGAACACAUCUUCACUGCCGCUGACGGUCGACGCCGGCGACCUCCACUUCGCCAAGAUCACUCCCGCCUCCAACCCCUUCACCUGUGCCUUGAGCGACGCUGAUUCCUUCGAGAGUCUUGGUGAAGGCGCGGCCACUGCAGGGCAGGACUACCCCAUCGACCCCAACCGAAAGGCGAGCAUGGAGAUCUUCACCGACCUCUGCUCCGGCUUGUGGACCAGCUGCGGCGUCCUCUCCAACGAUGAACAGGGUGCGCUGGGGUGUGGCUUGGCCUACGCCAAUCUCACGUCCACCGCCACUCCGCGCUUGGUCUCCAACCUCACCAACGCGUCAGCAAUCUUCUGCGGCGGCCUCUUCAACUGCGCCCUCCUCAAAUCCGGCAGUGCCUACUGCUGGGGCGCUGGCAACGUGGGCCAAUUGGGGAACGGUGGCUCUGGCGCUGUGAGCAGCAUUAGCCCAGUACGAGUGACCACCAGCAAUCGAUCCAUUAUUUCGUUCAGCGCCGGAGACAACCACGCCUGCCUCAUCUACUCAGGGAACGAAUUGAUCUGCUGGGGCAGUAACUCUGGAGGCAAGUUGGGGAUCAACAAUGCUACGCUCCCGUUUUCUGUGCAGCUGCAGACCGUGGCCGGCCACUACAAGCAGGUGUCGUGCGGCUCCGAUUCAACGUGUGCCAUUGGCACGGACGACAAGGUCUACUGCUGGGGAAACUCUGCGAUCCUGGGACUUUCAAGCCCUCAGGCCGCCCCGAUGCUCAUUGAUGGCUUGCCCAGCUCCAUACAGAGCGUCACCAUGAGCCAGGACGUGGCUUGCGCCCAGACAACCGCACUCUAUGGCGAGCUUGGCCGUGGCAACGUGUCCUCGGUCUAUCAAUCUCCAGCUGCUAUUCCCUGGAACGGUCGCGGCGGCACACUCGGGCCAUUCUAUGCGCCCUUCGUGAAGCCCGUCUUCGACGACGUCGUUCCGCAAGUCAAGCUUCUGCCCGUUGACCAAGAGGGCGUGGUGGGCAAGCCCGACGACGGCGCUCUGUUCUCCUUCGUUUCUGUCGAAGAGGUGUCGAUCAACGGUGUCGUUGAGCGCAGCUUCUCGCUCGUGCAAGCUCUCUGGGUGGCGGACAACUUCGUUCCAGUGGGCGGGGGCGAUGCCAUCACGGCCGUGGGAUACAAGAGCGAACUUUCCAACAACGUGACCGUGCGCUACAGCUUCUUCUCCUACAACCGCUCCCUCGACGUCGCCGUUGGCGACAACUUCACGUUGCCGAUGACGCCCUCGUUCCUCAAGUUCUCUCUGGUCAUCACCACUUGGCCCUGGCUCGCCCCGAACAACAGCCUGAGGGUGACGCUCAAGGUGACGCCGGCGUUCACCAGCGAGCGCACGGUGGUCAACUACCCCAAGGACGACAUGACCUCUCUCCUCCUCUCGUCUGCCGGCAGCGCAUCGUCGGUGCUGGUGCGGGUGAUCAACUUCGGCUUGGCCGGCUCUGAUGGUCGCGAGCGGGUCGGGGUUGAGACACACGCCAACGUCACGUCGUCGAGCCUCAUCUUUGCGAUCAACAACUUCGCCGACGACCUGGCCUACGACCCCGAUCUGUCAGUGUUGGUGGGGCGACGGGAGGAAAGUGGCGGCGGCGGCACCGACCUGGCGCUGAUCGUGGCCGUCUCGGUGGCAGUGCCCUUGGCCGUCUUGUUCGUGGUGGCUGUCAUCGUGGCCUCCCUCAUCAUCAUCCGCUACCGACAGCAAAGGCGCCAGAGGAGCAUAGCGGGACUCGUAAACUACGACGUGGACAACGGGUCCGACGCAUUGUAG
Messenger RNA from Acanthamoeba castellanii str. Neff, 1848 nucleotides. Its product is annotated as regulator of chromosome condensation (RCC1) repeat domain containing protein. NCBI's taxonomy places the organism in Eukaryota, Discosea, Longamoebia, Acanthamoebidae. The coding region runs from base 1 to 1848 and encodes 615 amino acids. The transcript is spliced from 18 exons. The record is from RefSeq and is a predicted model, not a curated record.